Messenger RNA from Sphaeroforma arctica JP610, 1704 nucleotides. RefSeq lists its product as hypothetical. The record is from RefSeq and is a predicted model, not a curated record. NCBI's taxonomy places the organism in Eukaryota, Ichthyosporea, Ichthyophonida. The transcript is spliced from 10 exons. The coding region runs from base 36 to 1238 and encodes 400 amino acids.
AUAGAUCCCUACAGAUACGUGCGAUACAAGAUAAUAUGAAGCUAUUCCAAACACUCGCCUUCGUUGCUUUGGCAACCUUCGCCAUUGCCGAUGUGCAACUGGAGAAUUCAGCAAUCAGAGACGAUGUCGCGGUGGAGCCGCCACUCGAUUUGAAAAACAUGAAUACUAUGGACUUGGUGAAUAAAGCAAUCGACGAAAGUGAAGAUUCGGUGUCGUACUUGAUGAAGUUGGGUCCCGUGAAAGAGUUAACGACGGCUGGGUGUCUGAUACCGUUGAUGCCCCUGGGCAUGAAGGUCCCCCUUUUCACACAAUGCCUGUCACGCGUGAAUGAAAAGCAAGGGUUUGCGCUGGAUGAAUGUCAGAAAGAAAUCUAUGAGAUUCUAGAGGCAUUCCAAGUGUUCUACGACAAGAAUGAGCGCAAAUGUGGCAAAAUCGUACAGACUUGGUUCAAGAAGACUAUCAUAGACGUGGAUCUCGACAACAUCAUGGACCAUCUCGCUAGAGAGCUCUUCACCUGCAAAGGGGAAGACAAGUCUGCUUGUCACGAGAAGACCAAAUCAGUUUUUGCGCGGAUUCUAGCGACUGUGUGGCAAGACAUCAGCUUCCUGAAGGACGAGGGAAUGAGUGUUGUGCAACCGCUCAUGUCUCUGCUGCCACGUGUGCAGACCUUUGCCGUGUGCAUGAACGACCAACCGCUGAUCAUCGACGAACUCGAUGCGUCGCAGAAAGACCGCUACCUGCGAGCGGGUGCACAGAUCAACAGCAUUCUGAAGGAACUCGACAGCUUUAGUGGCGCGCUAGUCUACCUCGGCAUGGGUGACAUGGCGCAAAAGCUCUUCAACAUUCCAUUCGAGGAUCUAAAUGAUGUGCGAAAGUGCAAAGAGGAUGGAAAGGUGAUGCUGGAGAGAGUGGGAGACACCAUAAAAAAUGAGCAGACCAAGGACUUCCUAGCGUUGAUCCUCAAAACAGUGCCUGUCUUGAGUUUAGCUGGGUUCAAGAGCCUUAUUAAUGAGGUACCCACAAUGGUUGCUGACAUCACCGACGUAACCGAUGCUCUAUUCUUCAAUUGGGAAAGCAAAACUGAGCUUUUGUCAAUCAUGGACGAUUUUGGCACAAAGCUAAUUGGGUUGGCUAAAAUGAUGCAGCCUGGAUUCAUGAUCAAGGAGGGUUGUGACGGCGAGAUCGUAAUUGUGAACGGUGAGCGAAAUUGCGUACGGGAUGAAUCCGAGCUGCAGUAGACUUCAUCGCUGUAGAGUUAAUUUGUAUGUUAAGAAUGUAUUUUUGGGGGAAUUGAUGCGCUAUUCAAUUCCCUUGAAAUCUCACUGCCGGUAGUAGACUGAGGGCAAGCUGCUAUAUGAUCUCCAUGGAGUCCUCUGGUGCACGAGGUUCACAUGCAUCCAUGUAUGUGAUAUGGACAUACUCUGGUCUGCGGUUUUAAGUUCAAACACAUCAAAUAUCGUCAGAGCUUGAUGGGUGAAUUAAGCAGGCGUUGGAAUUUACACGACGCCUACCCAUAACAAUCGAAUGCCUUGGAAGAGCACCGCCACCACACAAUCAACUGAGUACAAUCGUAAGCGGAAACUGACUCACAGUAGACGACGCUCUAUUCCUUAACAAUAAACAAUUGAUCAAUACAGAACUUGAGCUAGUUUGCUGAUACAUUGUAUAUUUUCUGUGCUGAUGCGCCUGUGGACAUAAUACUUC